AUGACAUCAAUGAUACAAAAAGGUAUAUGUUCUGACCGUGUUCGUGGUCCAUCAUCAGUCAAUGUUGAUCUUCUCGAGUGUCCUAUUUGUCAUGAUCUACUCUGGAUACCAGUUGCCUGUCAAACAUGUGAAACAUCAUUCUGUUCAACAUGUAUCGAUCGGUGGCUUGCUGAUAAUCCAGAGAAAUGUCCAAAUCGAUGUAAAACAUAUAUCAAACGCAAAUGUCCCUCAUUCAUUGUUAAGCUACUUGCUCAAUUACAGCUUACUUGUUAUUAUCGAUCACAAGGUUGUGAACAGAUACUAUCACGUAUUGUUGAUGGUGACAAUAAAUCUACAAAAUGUCUUGUUGAUGUUAUACAUUUUCUUAUUAAUCAUUUACAACAACUUGUUUUACUUUAUAUGUUUGUUCAUUAUCGCGGUUUGCUUGAAACACACUUUUUUUCCACACUUAAUUCGACCACAACUGCAUAA
Messenger RNA from Rotaria sordida, 471 nucleotides. The record is from the annotation of a GenBank genome assembly. Lineage: Eukaryota; Metazoa; Rotifera; Eurotatoria; Philodinida; Philodinidae.